ACAAGUAAACAAAAAAAUAACUCUGGUUCGCAAAAUUUUACAAUAAUAAUAAUAAAAAAAAACUUGCUGACGUGGAGAACUCUGGGAACAUCAUCCAGUUGACAGAACAACAAUGGCGAAAAGUCAAAAGGAUUUGACGAGAAAACAUUAUUUUCCCACUGAUCACCAUCGAUACCCAAGAUUUAUUUAAAAACAACAGGGCAAAAUGGUAACAUGAUGUUCACUCCACUCUUUUUAAAAUAAAACUAAAAAAGGCGAUGGAUAACUCGAUGUCAACACACGAGAGGUCGCGAAAUAUCUUCCUCUCGCCACCUCGUCUCUCUUCUCCGCAGCGCAGGCGUAUCCACAGAAUUACAAAGAGAUCUCCUCCUCCUCCUGCAUCAUAUAGAAGAUAUGAACACCCUUAAGGCCAUUCAAACAUCCUUCCCUCCACCAAACCAAUCAUUUGCUCAUGGAAAAAUAACUGCGAGCAGGAGGCAGAGAUUAAUCCUCUGUUUCUGCAAUUCGAAGGAAGCUGGAUCUGGCUCCUCCUCCCCAUCCGAAGGAGACAAGCGAAAGCAGGAACUGCUUGCGCGAAUUGCUAUGCUUCAAGCCCAAAAGGUUCGCCUCACCGACUUCCUCGAUGAGCGUUCUGCAUAUCUGACUCAGUUCGCUGAGGAUGCCACUGCCGAGUUCGACAAAAUCGGAGAGAAUGCACUGAAAGAACUUGAUGAAGCCAGUUCCAGGAUCAUGGAGAACCUGGAGAAUCGGAUGCAGGCUUUUGAAGAAACCGCAGAAAUUAGCAAACAGGAGAUUGAAAAGAACGAGAGGAUCUUGGAGGACUUUGAGGACAAGAUCGAGCGGGACCGAAAUGAAGGCCUGUUCUUCAAGAACCUGCGGGAAAAGGCACCUCCAGGGAAAGCAGAAGCAGAAGCUAAGUUGGAAGGGCAAAAGAUCAGAGAAGUCACAAAGGAGAGUGCAGGAUCAAAGAUUCGGAGAAAUAUUUACCUUGCCCUCAUGUCAUUGCUACUCGUCACAAUAGGAAAUGCUGUGCUCGCUACUCCUGAGGUGGAAUGGAGGAAAGUUGCAGCAUUGGGCUUGAUAUUUUUUGGCCUGCUUGCUCAGUACAUUUACGAGCAGAGCCUGUCAUCAACAACAGAGAAAACGGAUAAGAACAAAGAGUAGAAGUCAUAUACUAGUAGAAAUCCUCUCCCCUUUUUGGCAAAUAGAGGUCUUACCGAGUAUUGUCUGUUCUGUAUAUUCUCAGGAAUCUUGCGGAAGCAAUCCACUUUGUUCCUGUUUUUGCAAAUUCA
Phoenix dactylifera (date palm) is the source of this 1292-nucleotide messenger RNA. NCBI's taxonomy places the organism in Eukaryota, Viridiplantae, Streptophyta, Magnoliopsida, Arecales, Arecaceae. The record is from RefSeq and is a predicted model, not a curated record.